Molecule: messenger RNA, 1980 nt
Organism: Neoarthrinium moseri
Lineage: Eukaryota; Fungi; Ascomycota; Sordariomycetes; Amphisphaeriales; Apiosporaceae
Exons: 3
Coding region: 1-1980 (659 amino acids)
Biological process (GO): positive regulation of transcription by RNA polymerase II
Cellular component (GO): nucleus
Molecular function (GO): transcription cis-regulatory region binding; zinc ion binding; DNA-binding transcription factor activity, RNA polymerase II-specific
Source: RefSeq, a predicted model, not a curated record
AUGACACGGUUGGAGACUGGGCAAUUGUCACCUAUCAGUACAGAGCUAGAACUGCCGGCCGUCGAUACGACCAUCCCACAUAUGAUACACUCGGCGACCUCAUCGACAAACGAUUCUUGGAGUACAAGCUACAGUGAUGGCCCAGAUGGGGAAGAUGCAGAUCAUGAGGUGCAUUGGGAGCAGCCCUCUGACGAAAUGCUUACUGUUCCCAAGAUCGAGCCACUGGAUGAUGACGACUUUCAAAUGGACGAUGUUAAGGAGGCACCAAGGACGCCUCAAGCAGCAGCAGCACCCGCUGUAACUUCAGGUUGCCCGACUCAUGGCCUUAAGGCAAAACGACCAAGGGGUCGACCAAGGAAACACCCUUUGACUCCCCAAGUAGCCACCAACAAGGUAGCCAAGGGCCGGUCGAAAACGGGAUGCAUUACAUGCCGAAAGAGAAAGAAGAAGUGCGAUGAGGCCAAGCCACGGUGUAUGAAUUGUGAGAAGAAUGCUGUCGUGUGUGAAGGCUAUAAUGAGAAGACUAUCUGGAAGAGCGGCAGAGAAAGGGCCGAAGAAGGUGAUGCGCGCCGAUCAAGUCAGAGCCUUCCUGUCAUCACACUUCAGCCAAUAUUUCAGGGGGUUGAAACGCCAGAAGACAUGGUCUUCCUCAAUCAUUACAUCAACCAUCUCAGUGGUGUGCUCACUGUUGAAAGCCAGCACAAGAACGCAUUUAAGGACAUGCUCCUCCAGAUGGCUGUUGAGCACAGGGGUCUGAUGCAUUCUAUUUUAUGUUUGGCAAGCAAACACAUUGACUACGAGACGCCAUACGGAGCGAAGACUCUUGAGUCCAACCCGAAGGUUUCCGCUGAGAGCCUCGCCGCACGGUCUGAAUUCCACCAGGACGCUGCCAUGGCAAAGUUCCAUGAAGAUAUAAAUCAGGAGAGGAGUAAAGACGCUGCGUUACAGAAAGUCAAUCUUUCUGUGCGAUAUGGGCAAAUGCUUUGCAUGCUUCUCAAGUCCAUCACCAUGGGCUCGACGAACGGCGAGCACCGACUACACUUACAGGCUUACAAACAGCUGAUCCAAGGCUCGCCGCCCGACGACUCUGCGUUCCUGGUCUUCAUCACCGAGUUCUUCCAAUUUCACGUUUACGCAGACGAACUCAUUCGGUACCCAGACAUGUGCUCGCCUAGACUAGCCCAGGAGGACUGGGAGCCCUGGCUGCCGAUCCAGCCUGUGCGACUUAUUGGCGUGGCCGAUGGCCUGUUCCAGUAUCUGAGCCAAAUUACCACAAUACGAAACACUAUCAGGACCAACAUCCUCAACGAGGUUGACCCGGUGGUAGACUACGCGUCACUCUUCCGGGCUGCAGAGAUCGAUGCCGCCAUCAGGGAAUGGACUCCACAUUGGCCACCAGGAGAUAGCCGUGAGCGCGUUGGACUUCUGUACAAGCAGAUGAUGUGGGUGUAUCUCUUCCGCACUAUCUACCCUCCCUCAUCCUCGACGCCGCCAGCAAUUCCCUGCAGCGCUGUAGACCAAUAUCACCGCCCAACCUCACCGCCACUCUCACCAACCUCGCCGGUCCAUUCCGCCCACGACCCACUUUCGGCCGACCGGUUGCGAGCGAGUCAUGCCUCGGUCUCACGAGCAGAAUCACCGGCCCCCAUCCGUUUCCCGCCUCACCACGACGCGCGCAUCACUGUCGCCGUCGACGAGUCGCUCGCGAUUCUGGACUCCAUCAAGCCCAGCGAUCCCUGCCAGACACUCCUCCUGAUUCCUUGCCUCGUGAUCGGCUGCGCCAGUUUCUCGCCCAUCCAGCAGGACCGGAUCCGGACCACCUUGCGAGGUGUGCGCGGCUACACCGGCCUGCGCAACUGCGACCGCAUGCUCCAGCUGCUCGAGGAGAUCUGGCGUCUCAUGGGCCAGGGCGAAUGGGCUCUCGUUUGGGACUGGCAGGCCGUCGCCAAGCGCAUGGGACUUGACUUCUCCGUUGCCUGA